This is a messenger RNA of Sugiyamaella lignohabitans, 1467 nucleotides long. RefSeq lists its product as uncharacterized. Gene Ontology annotation, molecular function: protein binding; metal ion binding; acid phosphatase activity. The transcript has a single exon. Lineage: Eukaryota; Fungi; Ascomycota; Dipodascomycetes; Dipodascales; Trichomonascaceae. The record is from RefSeq and is a predicted model, not a curated record. The coding region runs from base 1 to 1467 and encodes 488 amino acids.
AUGAAGUUGUCGUUUUUAGUGUCGGUUGUAGCUGCCAUCCAGGCAGUGGCUGCUAGUCCUAUCCCGGUAGACGUGUUUCCCGUUCAACAGCGGAUAGCUCUGGGUAAGAACAGCGAUGAGAUGUCGAUCAGUUGGAACACUCUGAGGGAUAUUCGAAGACCCAGAGUGUACUAUGGUCUGAGUGAAGACUCUCUCGACAGAGUGGAGUACGGUAUGUCAUCCACAUACUCUACUUCAUGGACCUAUAGCAACCACGUCACGUUAAAGGGACUAGAGCCCAAUACUACAUACUACUACAAGGUGUCAUAUUCCGAGCAAGAACCUGCUAUUCGCUCGUUUACUACACCUCCUGUAGUUGGCAAGGACGAGCUUGACCAUGAGUUCAAGCCUUUUACUUUUGCAUCAGUGGCUGAUCUGGGUCAUGUCGGUACCCAGGGCCUGGGUUUGUACCCAUCUACAUCUGAAGACAUGGAUUUUGGCAUUCGCAACGUUCUGGAGAAGCACGGUAUUUUCAGCAAACCUCCCGUCAAAUCGACUUUUGAGUCAUUGGUUGAGCAUGUUGACGAGUACGACUUUGUAUGGCACAACGGUGAUAUUGCCUAUGCCGACAACUUCUUAGAAGAGCGUCAACCACACAGUAAAGCACCCAAUGUCGAAGCGUUCAACCGAGUUCUGAACGCCUUUUAUGACUCUACCGAGCCUGUUUCAUCGUUCAAGCCAUAUAUGGUGGGUCCUGGUAACCACGAUAUCAACUGCGGUACUCGAAGUGCUGAUAUUUAUACUGACGCUGGUCAAGAGUGUGGAUCUAAACACCGUUCUUUUGCUGGAUACUUAGAUCACUAUAGAAUGCCAUCUGGCAGCCCCGACCCUGAAGACAACCUGCCAACCAUGUGGUACUCUUUCGACUACUACUCUGCCCACUUUAUUCAAAUCAACACCGAGCUAGAGUUUGGUAUGGAUGGCGACCCAACUAAAGAUAUCAAGGGUCAACUGCAAAAACAACGAGAAUGGCUCAAGCGUGAUUUGGAGUCGGUCGACCGUAAACGUACUCCAUGGGUCAUUGUUGAGGGUCACCGUCCCUGGUAUGCAUCUGCCAAGAAUGCCUGUCCCGAGUGUCAAGAGGGUUUUGAAGACCUUCUCAACGAGUACAAUGUCGACCUUGUACUGUUUGGCCAUGUUCACAACUACCAACGCAACCAACCUAUUGGUCUCGACGGCGAGAUCGACCCUGCCGGACUCAACAACCCUAAAGCUCCCUGGUACAUUAUCAACGGAUCUGGCGGUCAACUUGAAGGACUCGAUCCUGUUGCCGACAAACACCUGAAAGACUACCUCGUCAAGAAGAUCGAGGAGGUUCUCGGCUGGGCCAAGAUCACUGUUCACAACAGUACCCACUUGACUUAUGAAUUUAUUGCUUCUGUUAAUGGUACUACUUUAGACGAAGCUACAUUGGUUAAGGUUCGUUAA